This is a messenger RNA of Cuscuta epithymum, 3272 nucleotides long. The record is from the annotation of a GenBank genome assembly. Lineage: Eukaryota; Viridiplantae; Streptophyta; Magnoliopsida; Solanales; Convolvulaceae.
AACAAAUGCAAAUUCAACAGCAACAAAUCCAAAUUCAACAGCAAGCAGACUCAAGGAUGCAAAACAUGGAGAAUCAAUUGGGGCAGAUUGCAAAGGCUUUAUCUGAGGAGUCCGAUAGAUCCCAUCCUAGCGACACAGAAGCCCAACCCGAGGAGACCAAUAUGGAUGAUCACGUGAGCGAGUCAGACUAUGAUGGUGUGAAUAUGAUGGAUGAUACACUUCCUGAUGUUUUUGAAGACCCUGAUGAGAACGGUGUUAACGAGAGUUGGGAUGCCUUCAUGGGGAGUGAUACAGAGUCUGGAGGAGAGGUUGUGAAUGUUCAUGAUAUUUGUGAGGAAGAAGAAGACUUUUGUAUGGUGCAAUUUGAUUACGGUGUUGCUCCUACUCCUUGCUUUGAGACAUCUUUUGAGCUUCCGGUGAUACCUAGAGUAAUCAAAGUGUUCACUCAUGUUUUCUGUCCAACUGAAGAGGAUGAGAGUUUCAUACUUCACUUCUGUGCUGAUGAGGGUUAUGAAGACCAUGUGCUGCCUUCGUGGGCUGACGAAUUUAAAGAUCUGCGCCACUUAAUGACAUUUGUUGAGAGGAAGCUGGAGACGUUGACUAUAAGUGCACCACUACAGUCUUUGCUAUUGGAGAGUCUAUGGGGUAGUUGUGUCGGGCAAACGACGUUAAAAAUAGCGCUUCUCGGGAGGCAACCCGAGCUUUUUUUCUGCUUUUGUUUUUGCUUUUGCUUUGUUUGUUGUUUGGUUGUUUUGCUUUGUGUUUUUUUUUUGCAGCUCAGGGUCUUGUUGUAUGGAUGAUGUGCCGAGGAUUACAUUGACUCAGUUUAGUUCUGCAUCGACCAAUGCCUUAGGGAAGUUUCUUUGAACUCUUUUACUCGCUUGUUGAAAUAUUGACUUGAGUUAAGUUGAGCAUGCGUGACCCUAUCCUCUUUACCCCCUUGUGCAUAGUGCAUUUUUGGUCAUCGAGGACGAUGCCAAAGUUUAAGUGUGGGGGAGUGAAUUGGGCAUUCGGGCAGUGGUUGUUACAUGAGAUUUAUUAGAGUUAGCAUGCGCAGGUGUUAGUUGUAUAUUCAUAGGAAAUUCAUGCAAAAUUUUUGAAAUUUUUUCUUUAAACUGUGUCUUUGUGAGCUGGCUAGCAUUUUGACUAUACUUUUAGAGCAUCCUUGAAGUGUUUAGGCUUAAAUUGCUUGCACUAUAAUCUAGUUGUUGAAAGGAUGAAGGCAUUAGUCACCCAUUGAAUUAAUCCAUAAAUCAUCCACCCCACCUGAAAAAGUCCUUUAGGAAAAGCCAUUUUGAGCCGACCAUUCUUUGUUUACCCAAUUAAUUUAGCUCCAUAGCCAAAUGGCCUGUGUUCCUUACUCGUGAAUAUUUCUGACUUAGUCUUGAUGUUUAGGGAAUUAAGGGAUUAAUUUGCCAAGUUUAGGGAAUUUUGUGUAGGAGCCAUUUUUGGCACUGUUCCUAUGCCCCAAAUGGGGUAAGAGCAGUCACUUUUUAGGAAUUUGAUACUUUCGAGGAUUGCAUUGUAGGCAUGGAUUCACUUUUAAAUUAAUGAACUUAAAAUUGCUAUUUUUCCUUGGUGAGGCCGAGAUUAGAAUGGGGUAAUGUCUAGUGAGAAUCCGAAAGGUGAAAAAUUAAUAUAGCUAGACCUCUUACUUUGCGAAAAAGAGAAUGAGAGCCCCAGUCAAAAAGCGUAAGAUGAGACUUGGGUAUCUUUCGAAAGAAACAGCGUUCUCGUGCCAACAUGACAAGGAAAACUAAACAUAAUUAAUGAAUUUGGAGGCUAUCUCAAAAUUUAGCUUUAGUCCUCCGCGUACUUCAAGUAUACGGCAAAGCGCAAAUGUGCCGAGACGGUUUAGCUUAGUUGUACACCAUGUCUACUCUUUGCAUAGGUUUAAAUGAUUGUUCCUAAAUUGUGGCCUACUGAGUUCCUUGAUCCUAAGAAUAGCCCUGAAGUUCCCGAAUGCAUUGAGUCUUUGUUAGAAUAUUCCAAUCUCUCAAAAGAAAGGGACUGUUUAUUACCAUUCAUCAUUCACCAUCACCUUCACAAGUCCUUCUGAUCAAUAGCUAGUUUAUUUGUGUAUGCUAUCAUUACUCUAAGGAUGUUGUGAAUACUUUGUCAAAUAGUUUAGCUUGAAUACAAAGAUGUAGUUUAGGGAAGAAUUUUCUUGGUUUAGUCUGCCUGUUCUGUGAAUAUUCCUCUAACUACGUGUGCAUGCUAAUUAUUUUGAUUCCGUGUGGUGAUUAUUGUAAGUCCCGUUGUUUAGUUUGCUUGAGGACAAGCAAAGGCUUAAGUGUGGGGGAAUCUGAUAAGUCCGUAUUUAGACACGCAUUUGAUGCGUGUUGGGAUCGACUUUUGAUGGUUUUCCUAGCUUUAAGGUGUUACAAGUCUCAAUUUUAGCUCAAGUUAUGUUUAACAGGCGUUGGUUCGAGUUUUGUGUCAUUUGGAGUCAAAAUCAGGAUUUUAGAGUUCAACAUCGGCACUUGAGGAGCAAUCGGGAUGAUUCGAGAUGCAUUUGAGUGUUGAUUUGAGAGCUAUGGAGGUCACCGGUAGGUUUACGAUGAAGAUUUAAUGACAAAAGAGCUCUAGGAUUGGCUAUGGGAUCAAAAAAAGAUGAAUGAAGCUUGAAAACGACGAUCAGGAUGACCUUCUGUCAAUCGGGCAAGCAUAUCUCUUUGUAGAAGCAUCCAAUGAACACGAUUCAAAGUCCACAUGAAAGCCAACUUCAAGAUCUACAAAUCAUAUGAAGACAUCUUUCCUAGAAUCUGAGAGGAAGAAGAUGAAAACAGACGAUGAAGUCAGAUGAUCUCUGCUGCGAUCUCAGAAUGACACCUUCCACCGUUUUGAUCAUAUCUCUUGAUUGGAUGAUUCAAAUCACAUUCGGCAAAUUGGGUUGGAUAGAAGACUUCAUCAUCUACAACUUUCAUGAAGAAAGUUUUGUCAAAUUCGGAAGUUUUACGCACGCCGUGCGUCCGGGUACGCACGCCGUGCGUCCAAGGCGUUAAAUUGAAGGGAGCUACUGGCAGCAACGCACGUCCGUGCGUCCGGGUACGCACUCCGUGCGUUCAAGGCAUUAAAAUGGCGAAAGGCUACUGGCAGCAACGCACGGACGUGCGUAGGGGAACGCACUCCGUGCGUUGCCUAUUUUCACGCGCAGGUCCGUCGGACGCACGGCAGCAACGCACGCCGUGCGUAGGCUCCGUGCGUACCGCGGAUCUGUCCUUUUUCGACCCAAACUCAUUGUUUUCUAUAAAUAAAGCCUCCCUAACCCC